Thermothielavioides terrestris NRRL 8126 is the source of this 751-nucleotide messenger RNA. RefSeq lists its product as uncharacterized. Bases 132 to 635 code for a protein of 167 amino acids. NCBI's taxonomy places the organism in Eukaryota, Fungi, Ascomycota, Sordariomycetes, Sordariales, Chaetomiaceae. The record is from RefSeq and is a predicted model, not a curated record. The transcript has a single exon.
GCUCAAGGCGGCAGCAGAUCCCCCUUUUCAAAGGAAGGAACAUGAGGAGGCGGCGGGAAAGCAACGGUCGCAUUUGCCAUUCAGUCACGCUGUUUGGCUUGUAUAAUACCAUCACAUCUUGGAGCCAAACAAUGGAAGACCGCCGCCAUGACCCUCUUGUUGUAAGCGAGGCACUUGAGUAUUGUUUGCAGUCAUGGCGGGUGGCUCCGACGGCAGACUCAUGCCGUUAUCUCACGCCGCUUCUUCUCGCGAAUGGAGGACCUGGUCUCCUGAAGAAAGGAGCCAGUGGGCAUCACAACGAUUCGCCUCCGGCACUUUCUGUGCGAGACUUCCCUGCUUGUAGCCGCUCAAGCCGCCGCCCAUCAGCCAUCAGAGAACAACACUAUAAGGGUAAGCAGCGCAGAUCAUGUCAGCCGCCAUGUGCCAGCAACCCGCAAACCUGGUGGCGGACCCAGAUCGGCCAACACUGGACGACGCCCGAUGCUGCCGACCCGACCUUUCAGCAUUAUCGCUCAGUGGCCGACUACGGGGCGGAUAGCUCAGGCAAGGAGGACGUUUCGGAUGCACCUCGCCGCGGCCGCCUCAACCACCUGCCUCGAAAAUAUCUGGGGCUGGGUAGCCGACCACGCGCUUGACCCCGUCCCGUCUUUCACCGCAACUGGAGGAACAGCAGCAGGAGCAGUAGCAGGAGGAGGAGCGCAGAACAUCGCGGCUGCAAAGCGCGGGCGCCUGCAGCAGACCGAGGCGCCGU